UGAUGCGGAGGGGGUGUGUCCCAGCCGCUGUGUCAGCAGUGUGACUGACGGGGCGUGAGUGUCACAUGUCGGCUCAGGCAGCGGCAGUUUGACACCCCCGCUUCCUUCAGAAACACGCACUCACAUCUGGAACUGCAGGCGACUGACAGCAAUGGCGACCGGUGACAGCCAGCCAACUUUGGAGUCGUUGCUCAGCCAGGCCACAGACCCAAAUAAUCAGGAGGACAGAUGGGACUGCAUCAAGAGCUUUUACGAGCUUGUCAACCAAGAAGUCGAUGGCCCACAGGUAGCCAUUCGUCUUCUCUCCCAUAAAAUCCAGUCGCCACAGGAGAAAGAGGCGCUGCAGGCUCUGACUGUCCUUGAGGCAUGUAUGAACAACUGUGGAAAGAGGUUUCACAGCGAGGCUGCCAAGUUUCGCUUUCUCAAUGAACUCAUCAAAGUUUUAACACCAAAGUAUUUUGGCGCCUGGACUCCACAGAAAGUAAAAGACAGAGUGACGGAGGUCCUCUACGGUUGGACUCUUUGGCUUAAAGAAGAACAAAAGAUUCAGGAAGCCUACCGCAUGCUCAAGAAACAAGGUAUUGUGAAGAAAGAUCCCAAACUACCAGAAACGCUAAUAAUGGCGCCUCCACCACAAAGAACAGAGGACUCUGUUUUUGACCAGGAGGACAAGGCAGCGCUGUUGGCCAGAUUAUUAAAAAGUGCCCGUCCUGAAGACCUGGAAACUGCAAACAGACUUAUUAAAAGCACAAUCAAAGAGGAGCAGGAGAAGGCAGAGAAAGUGUCAAAGCGUGAAUCGACUCUGAAGGAGGUGGAGAGCAGCACCAAACAGCUCAGAGAUCUGCUGGAGCGGCACACAAUCACUGGAACCUCGUUACAGCCGAGUGGUGAUCUGAAGACCCUGUACGAGCGCUGUGACCGACUGAGGCCCGCCUUGUUCCGCCUGGCAAGUGACACGAUGGACGACGACGCAGCUCUGGCACAGAUCCUGGCCGCUAACGACGAGCUGACCCUCGCGGUGAAUGCCUACAAAGAAAAAGUGGGGAGCAAGGAGUGUAAUGGUGGAAGAGAAAGAAGCAGAAGUGAGGAAGAAAUGGAGGGUAUAACCAAAGCUCCGACGAGUCCCAGAGAGAUUAAAAGCUACCACCUCAUCGACCUGUCAGCACUGGACUCUCCACAGACGCACAGAAAAACUGAUUCACCACUAUCCUUCGAAUCCUCUUCGCCCAUGUUUGCCUCUCUUCUGGAAAGUUUCGGCCCUGUAGCUGACCAGGAUUUUAAUGAAUUAGAGCUGGAAAAUGGCGUCUCAAAGCAGACUCAAGAGACGUCGAGGUCGUAUUACGAGGAACUGCUGCAGCUCAACGGAGACAUUCAGAUGAAGAGUCCUGAGCAGAACGGAGGGAGAGGCCUGGUAUUGAGAGCUCGUGGCAGUGGUGGGAGCAGUACGACAUCAAAUGGGACAAACAUUUGGUCACUCCCUCACGAUCAACACUUUACAGGGACCGAAGUGUUGGACUCUCCAGUGAAAUUAGAGGAGAACUCACACUCCUCUCAAGUCCUGAAAAACAUCUUUGUUCCAAUGGAGGCCAUCAAACCGAGUAACCUCGAGCCGAUCACUGUGUUCGAUCAGGGCGGGAUCCACGUCUCUCUUCAUUUUGCAAAAAACUCUCCGCCGGGUCACCCAGGUGUUGCUGUAGUCGUCAUCUCCACUGUGAACACAUCUGCCCUCCGUGUGAAAGACUUUAUGUUUCAAGCUGCUGUUCCAAAGACCAUGUUUGUGAAACUUCAGCCAGCCUCAGGGACAAACCUACCUCCUUACAACCCUCUCCUGCCUCCACCUGCCGUCUCUCAGGUCCUCAUAUUGGCUAAUCCUCAGCAGCGGAAAGUGCGUCUACGCUUCAAGUUGACUCUGACACAUGGAGACCAACAGCUGGACGAAACCGGAGAGAUCGACAACUUUCCUGACUGGAACUCUUUGAUUGGCCACCAAAGAAUUUAAAGACAUGGCUUUUGAAAAUCACAGAAACUCUGGACCUGGUCUGCACAUGACCUGAGAUCUGGAGUGAACCCAGUGAGAAAGAAAAACUUGCUGUCGAUCCUCAUGAGGUAAAAAAACACCACAACAAACAUAUCGAGUCUGUAUUUUCUGAAAGAUUCACUUGUGAAUUUGAGAACACAGUAGCAAGUAUGAUACAAACCAAGAAAUGAUCUCAGAAAGGUUGAUAUUACUCUUAAAAGGAUGAACUCUAUUGCUGUAACUGUUCUGGUGGGUUUGGUGCCCCCCUGAAUGUACCUGAUUCAGGUAUUCAGUAUUCUGCUGUUGUCUUAAUGUGCUGCUUUUGUGAUCGCUGUUGUUUAACUGCAGUUUGAUGCACUGUACCCAUGUGUAUGCUGACAUGUAGCUGGUUACAUGUCUGCAUGUGAAAUUCGGUAUUUAUUUGCUCUUGUGACAAUCAAAAUUCCCAAAGUGCCUUAACAUGGAAGAUGUUUUAAUACGUAUUUAUUUUGAGAAUGAGGCCGCCUUAAGUAAUUUAUGUGUGCAAGUGAGAAACUUUAUUUUCCAGAUCAGUGUUCACUGAUUAGCAGUUUUUAACUGUGAAGCUUCAUAAUUUAAGUCCAGAGAAACAAAUCAAGUGCAGCUUAACCUGCUUGAUCAUCUGUCAUCUCAGCUCAUCUUCAGAUUUACACAAGCUCAAAACAGGAUGUCUUGAAGCCAAUUUUAGUGUUUUCAUCUGUCUGUCGACUGUGUGUUGAUCUGCCAUGUGUCAUCAAUAAAUACAAAAGCAAUCUGUAUCACAA
Messenger RNA from Acanthopagrus latus (yellowfin seabream), 2799 nucleotides. RefSeq names its product ADP-ribosylation factor-binding protein GGA3-like. The coding region runs from base 152 to 1999 and encodes 615 amino acids. Lineage: Eukaryota; Metazoa; Chordata; Actinopteri; Spariformes; Sparidae. The transcript has 16 exons. Gene Ontology annotation, cellular component: trans-Golgi network. The record is from RefSeq and is a predicted model, not a curated record. Gene Ontology annotation, biological process: intracellular protein transport; vesicle-mediated transport. Gene Ontology annotation, molecular function: phosphatidylinositol binding; small GTPase binding; ubiquitin binding.